Plasmopara halstedii is the source of this 2817-nucleotide messenger RNA. RefSeq lists its product as uncharacterized. Lineage: Eukaryota; Oomycota; Peronosporomycetes; Peronosporales; Peronosporaceae. Bases 1 to 2817 code for a protein of 938 amino acids. The record is from RefSeq and is a predicted model, not a curated record. The transcript has 3 exons.
AUGACACAGGAGACGAUGUCCGUGGCGUCAAAUAUUAAGGCGACAUUACUUGAGUCACCAACCCCAAGAAAAUACCGCAAUCGCAAGAAAGGACGACGAAGUGGGUCUUUGGUCGAUGAAGACCGCGAUGAUGACGAUGAUGAUGAGGAGGUGGUGGCAGUAGUAUCAUCUAUAGCUCACAGUAGUAGCGGUGACCUCAUCUCACUGUCACUUUCUGCAGCGACGGAUGUAUCUGAAAGUUUUGACUUGGAAGAGGCCUUAAAAAGCUUGGCUUUAACCCAGACUGCGGAUAAGGAAACGGUUAUUGUCGACAGUACGGACAAAAAGAACGGAUUAUUGAUGCUGCCAAUACAUCCAUCCAGCGGACGCGUGCCACGGACGCCUCCAUCCACACCGGAACCGCCGUUAGUGAUUUUUUCGGAUAAUGAGCAAUCGGAGGUAGUACCCAUGUCAUCUAAUGUUUAUCAUUUACCGUCGAUAAAAAUUGAGGCGUCUCAAGAGGAACACAGUCAUAAAACAGAACUCGUAGCAACUUUGACUGAUGUGACAGGGCUUGCUGCUGCAUCAAAAGAGUCGAAUACGGUCGAAUUGGUGGACAGAAAUGAACAAGUUUUAGACCAUGAGAUUUUGCUGAGUGACAGUCUAGCUGGCAUGAGUCUUACGAAUGAAAGUAUGCAAGAUUGUAAAACUGUGGAGGCUCAAUUCGCGGUCGGAACUACGCUGAAAUGUAUAGUAAAGGACUUUGCUAGUGAGCAAAUGCAAUCGCUCACUGGAACUGGAGAUGUAGACAUUUCUAUUUCAGAGUGGGGCUUCCAUCCACCAUCAGCGACAUCAACAGAGUUUGCCCUACCAGCUCAUCAUUUGAUACAAGAACCAGUUGAAGCUGAGUUAUCCCCUGUUGAAAAUUUGACACAGCCGAUGCCAAUCUAUGAUUUGAUGGGCUCUUCAUCCAUAUCUGGAUUAAAUUAUGCAUCAAAUUCUAGUCAGCCAGUGCUUGAGACACUAUCGACGACGGAUAAUUCUUUGGCACCAUUUGGAGACAAGAUGUUUCACAAAUUGUCGCAGUCUCCUUGCCACAACAAAAGAAAGGGCGACAUCCGGGAGUCAAAGCUGUACAACAAUAUAAACACAGCAUCGAAGUCAUGUACGAAGUCCGUUUUAAAGCCGCGCUCAGCGAAGCGAAAAGGUGACGCCUCCGAUGUCAAGCCUCCACCUGCACCUGCAUCAGCAUUCACGAGUGGAAAUCAUUUAAAGCGAUUGAUUUCGCGUACCAAGAUCAAUGAAAGUCAACCGAAAGCUAAAUUCGAGGUAGUUGCUGCACGUUCAGAGCCAGAGCUAACGAAAGACAGUAUGAUGCACCAUACAGCGAAAAGCAUUACACGAAUUAAAGCAGCUGAUGCCCGCAAAACCUUGUUGAAGAGUACUGCCGCGAAAACCAGUUUAUCUCGCAAGCCCACGAGGACUAAAAUGACGACAAGAUUAUCUGUACGUGGGGUUGAUCCCGUGACGUCUGGUCAAGACGAAAAAAUGGUUAUCAUUGCACAACUGGAUCCGAUUGCAGCUGAAGAACUAUAUAACAGCCAGCGAAAUGUCAAGCGGCGACUGAAUGCAGCAGAUGCCGAAGCCGCCAGCAACCGGUUGUAUGCGAAUGCCAUGGAGGCAAAGGCACGUAAAGAGUCUAAGCGUGAAGAAUUGCAGGAGAUGUACACGUUUGCUCCGCAAGUAAACAAGUAUAAGCGACGCAUGAACACUGAGGAAUCAGAGGACAUUAAGAAUAACCAUUUCAGUCACCUGCACGCUCAUGCCAAGAAGUUGAUCGAGAAGAAACGCGACCUUCAGCAGCAGCAUGAACGGGACGGGUGCACCUUUGUUCCUUCGAUUUCUAGACGAGCCAAACAGUUAACUCAGCCAAACAGGGGCUCGCGGUACGAAAACUUAUACAAAGACGCCGAAGAAAUAAAGCAGAAACGUGAGAUGAAGCUUUUGGAGCAGAUUAAAACAAAUGAAGAACAGUGUCCUUUCAGACCUACAACUGCGAUUUCUAGGGCACAAGUAAGGACACGACCCCUUUAUGACUCUGAACGCGAAAAAUCAAAGCGACUAGCUCGUGAACAGCAAAAAAUUGAUUCUGAGUUAAGCAAUUGCACCUUUAAGCCGCAAGUUCUUUCAGCAAAGCGUUUAAAAUCCAGGGCAGAAAAUUUAUCAACUGCUACAGCAGACACAGCCGCAGUUGCAGACCCAUUUAGUCGCCUCUACCAAGGAAGCAUUGAUCGAACCGAGCGACUUCUUAAGCUUCGUCAAGAACGUGACGAACAAGAAAAGGCGCAAGCUCCGUUUCAGCCGAAAAUUUCGGCUAGGUCGCGGACGCUCAAGGUUAAAGCAAAAGAGCCUUUUUAUGAUCGGCUUUACAACAAAGACUAUUACAUGCAAGUGGAUGCACAACGGGAGCAGCGCCGUCUUUAUGGGGAGCAGCAGUUCACGUUUAAGCCUGAUAUCAUCGCGCCUCCUAAAGAAAUUCAAAUUAAAAUCAAUGAACGAGCUAGUUCCGAUAAGAGCAUCUUUGAGCGUCUGUAUGAUCAAAAAGAUAAGGUGAAGGAGAAAAUUGAGAUGAGUGAGGAAUUGAGGCUUCUGAAUGAGCUGGCCGAGUGCACAUUUCGACCUCAGAUCGGAGUGGAUGCUGUCCUGAGCAAUAGUGGGCCGACUCCUCCCGUUUGGGAACGACUUUUGAGCUACGACAAAUCCCAGGUGAUUGAGGAGCGUGAAAAGCUGAAGGAGCAGUUGGAAAUGUUGGAAUGCACCUUUAAGCCUGAGGUAUAG